AACCGAUCAAUAAAUAUAUUGUUUUUUAAUCAUUUUAUUAUUUUUAGUUUGUCUGUUUUCUUACAAUUUUUGGCGCAUUUUCUGUUCUACAAGCUUCAAUCUUGCUUUUCGUUCCGGUAAGCUAGUGUUCCGUGACGGAAGAAAAAAAAAGACGGAACUUCCGUCCGAGAAGUAACUGCGUAAUGUUUACUGUUGUUUUACUUUAAGGUUGAGAAAAGGAGCAGAGGCACUAAUUGAAACUGGUUACACCCACCUCAAACAUCACAGUAAAUGUUAAUGUUGACAACGUGGAGCCAGCAGGCCAAACAGCGACUGGAUGCAGCAGAGGGAGAAAUUCGGGAGCCACAGACGGAAAAUGAGCAACAGAGGAAAAAGUCCCCACGACCAGCUGGACAUGUCAGUGUUCCCUGUAGAUGUUCAGCAGAUGAUGUUGAAUAAAGAAGCAGCUCCUGAAGAACUAAGUCCUGGUGUGAGCCAGAUGGACCUGGAGACCCUCAACAUUAAGAAGGAAGAGGAGGAUCCACUUAAUGAGAUGAUGGAGUCAUGUGCCACCAGCAUUUCAUCCACUGCAGGUUCUUGUCUGUGUGAGGAGGAUGAAGACAAAGUUCUGUCACAGUUCAAUCAGCACCAGGCUACUGACCGAGAUCUUCCAACCAGCAGCUGUCCUGACCAGAUAAAAGCUGUAAAUGGUGAAGAGGACUGUGGAGGAGCAAAAUGUACCAGAAAUCCAGAUAUAAAUUUUUAUGGAGAUGAUUCCAACUCUUCAGAGAUGAAAAUGAUUGAGAAUAAAGAUGACCAGGAUGGGAACAUAUGUGACUGUCAGCUGAAAUCCUUGUCAGACUCUGAGCCAGAAACUGAAGACAGUGAACAAGAAUGGAAUGAGAGCGAGUCUUCUGAGUCAGAUGUUAAGGCUGUGAACAAAUCCUUUAGCUGCCCUGAGUGUGGUAAACGUAUUUUCCACAAAGGGUCUCUCUAUAAACACGUGAGAGUUUCAAGUCCUUCAGCAAAAAGUUCUUCAAGCUGUUGGUGCAAUGAGAAAAGUGUUGGAGUGGAACAAAAUGUAGACUUGUGCAAGAAAGCCCAGGCAGAACUAUCAUUUAGUUGUGAUCACUGUGGAUUUUCUUUUAACGAUAAAUCAAAAAUUAACUGUCACACGAGAGGACACGCGGGUCAGAAACCAUUUGCUUGUGAUGUUUGUGGACAAAGAUUUAGGUUUAAGGCACAUUUGAUCGGUCAUAUGAAAGUUCACCCAGGUCAGAAACCACUUGCUGCUGAUGUUCGUGGACAACCGUUUAGUGAAAACUCAAAUUUAAACGUGCAAUUCUACACUAAACAAAAAACAUUUAUGUGUGAUGUUUGUGGAAAAGGAUUUAACUGUAUGCCACAUUUGAUUGUUCACAUGAGAGGACACACAGGACAGAAACCUUUUUCUUGUGAGUGCUGUGGACAAAGAUUUAGCCAAAAGUCAGUUUUAAUAAGUCACAUGAGAGUCCACACAGGACAAAAACCUUUUGUUUGUGAACUCUGUGGACAAAGAUUUAGCCAAACAUCAAGUUUAAACAGACAUGUACGAGUCCACACCGGACAGAAACCGUUUGACUGUAAGGUCUGUGGACAAAAAUUUAACCUUAAGGCAAUUUUAAACAGACACAUAAAUGUCCACACGGGACAAAAACCUUUUGUGUGCGAUGUUUGUGGGAAAGGAUUCAGCCAAAAGACUAAUUUAAACACUCACAUGAGAGUCCACACAGGACUGAAACCUUUUGUGUGUGAUGUUUGUGGAGACAGGUUCAGGCAUAAGGUCAGUUUAAACACACACGUGAGAGUCCACACAGGAAACAAAACAGAUUUAACUACAAGGGUUCCUACUGGUACAACUUAAUGUUCACAUUCUAGAUUUCAGUUUUGUACCUCUGGUGGCAGUCCUUUCUCCUAGAUCAAUCCUGGAUCUGGAGUGCGAUUGUCUAGCACGUUUUAAUUGUUUGCCUUCUCCAACACACUUGAUUCAUCAUUAAAUCACCUGUUUGGCAGUUCAUCAAGCUCUGCAAUAGUCUACCAAUUGCCUACUGAUAAAAAUCAGGUGUGAUGGAGCAGUGAAGAAACUAAAACAUUGGCCCAAUCUCAAUACUCGCACUGCGCCCUGCGGUCUUCAGCAAAGUGCACUUAGAGAAAGUGCACAGUAGGCUUCGAGUGUGUAGUACACAAGUGUGCAGGUAAUUGCUGAAUUGAGACAGGGAGCAUUGCGUCAUCGAUCGUAACGCAUGCUGUGAUGUUGGUCGCUGUGAAACCUUUUUUUAAAAACCUUUAUUAACAAGUUUAAAACAAACAAAGCAAUUAAUUGAAAUAAAUUUAACUUCAUUGCUGCUUUGUCUAAAACAUUCAGAGCACCAACUAAUCAGAUUCAGAUUUCAGAUUUAUUGGCCAAGUAAAAUUACAUUUACAAGGAAUUUGUAUUCGGUAGAUGUUCGCUCUCUAAAACAUACAACAACCAUAAUAAAUGAGAAUAAAAAUACCUAAAAACACAUAAGAACAUGUAUACCCACACACAUGUUCAUUUACGCACACACCUAUACAGGUGCUGGCCAGUAAAUUAGAAUAUCAUCAAAAGGUUGAAAAUAUUUCAGUAAUUCCAUUCAAAACGUGAAACUUGUACAUUAUAUUCAUGCAAUGCACACAGACCAAUGUAUUUCCAAUGUUCAUUACAUUUAAAUUUGAUAUUCAUAAGUGACAACUAAUGAAAACUCCAAAUUUGGUAUCUCAAAAAAUUAGAAUAUUCUGAAAAGGCUGAAUAUAGAAGACACCUGCUGCCACUCUAAUCAGCUGAUUUACUCAAAACACCUGCAAAGGCCUUUAAAAGGUCCCUCAGUCUUGUUUUGAAGGCACCACAAUCAUGGGGAAGACUUCUGACUUAACAGCUGUCCAAAAGACAAUCAUUGACACCUUGCACAAGGAGGGCAAGACACAAAAGGUGAUUGCUAAAGAAGCUGGCUGUUCGCAGAGCUCUGUGUCCAAGCACAUUAACAGACAGGCGAAGGGACGGAAAAAAUGUGGUAGAAAAAAGUGUACAAGCUCUAGGGAUAACCGCACCCUGCAGAGAAUUGUGACGACAAACCCAUUCAAAAAUGUGGGGGAGAUCCACAAAGAGUGGACUGCAGCUGGAGUCAGCGCUUCAAGAACCACCACGAGGAGACUCAUGAAAGACAUGGGAUUCAGGUGUCGCAUUCCGUGUGUCAAGCCACUCUUGAACAAGAAACAGCGCAAGAAGCGUCUCGCCUGGGCCAAGGACAAAAGGGACUGGACUGAUGCUGAGUGGUCCAAAGUUAUGUUUUCUGAUGAAAGCAAGUUCUGCAUUUCCUUUGGAAAUCAAGGACCCAGAGUCUGGAGGAAGAGCGGAGAAGCACAGAAUCCACGUUGCAUGAGGUCCAGUGUAAAGUUUCCACCGUCAGUGAUGGUGUGGGGUGCCAUGUCAUCUGCCGGUGUUGGCCCACUCUGUUUCCUGAGGUCCAGGGUCAAUGCAGCCGUCUACCAGGAAGUUUUAGAGCACUUCAUGCUUCCUGCUGCUGACCAACUUUAUGGGGAUGCAGACUUCACCUUUCAACAGGACUUGGCACCUGCACACAGUGCCAAAACCACCAGCACCUGGUUCAAGGACCAUGGUAUCCCUGUCCUUGAUUGGCCAGCAAACUCGCCUGACCUUAACCCCAUAGAAAAUCUAUGGGGUAUUGUGAAGCGGAGGAUGCAAUACGCUAGACCCAACAAUGCAGAGGAGCUGAAGACGACUAUCAGAGCAACCUGGGCUCUCAUAACACCUGAGCAGUGCCACAGACUGAUCGAGUCCAUGCCACGCCGCAUUACUGCAGUUAUUGAGGCAAAAGGAGCCCCGACUAAGUAUUGAGUGCUAUACAUGCACAUUCUUUUCAUGUUCAUUCUUUUCAGUUGGCCAACAUUAGAGAAACAAACAUUUUUUCAUUGGCCUUUAGAAUAUUCUAAUUUUCUGAGAUACCAGAUUUGAUGUUUUCAUUGGUUGUCACCUAUAAAUAUCAAAAUUAAACGUAAUAAACAUCGGAAAUACAUUGGUCUGUGUGCAUUGCAUGAAUAUAAUGUACAAGUUUCACGUUUUGAAUGGAAUUACUGAAAUAUUUUCAACCUUUUGAUGAUAUUCUAAUUUACUGGCCAGCACCUGUAUACAUAUAUACAACCCCCCCCCCCCCCCCCACACACACACACACACACACAUAUCCAUAAGCAUACUGAUUAAGUAUUAAAAACUAUAGUAAAAGGAUGGUAAAAGAAUCUACAGAUUCAGGAGAGAAAUGGCUGAAGGAAAGAAACUGUUCUUGUGUCUGGUGGUUUUUGUGUACAGUGAUCUAUAGCGUCUGCCAGAUGGGAGGAGAUGGAAGAGAGUAGAUGCAGGAUGUGUGGCAUCUUGGACAAUAUUCACUGCCUUUUUCCUGGUCCUGCUGAUGUACAGUUCCUGGACAGAGGGCAGUUGGGCACCAAUGAUUUUUCCUGCUGUUUUAAUAAUAUGCUGUAGUCUG
This is a messenger RNA of Nothobranchius furzeri (turquoise killifish), 4538 nucleotides long. RefSeq names its product gastrula zinc finger protein XlCGF57.1. NCBI's taxonomy places the organism in Eukaryota, Metazoa, Chordata, Actinopteri, Cyprinodontiformes, Nothobranchiidae. Gene Ontology annotation, cellular component: nucleus. The record is from RefSeq and is a predicted model, not a curated record. Gene Ontology annotation, biological process: regulation of gene expression.